AUGGCCCACAAGCUCAAACGCCAGAUCACAUUGCUCAGAUCGGCUAAUAGUUUGGCCGAAGGCACCAACAACACCAAAACUUUCACACGGGAGUCGCGACAAUCCCCUAUCAACAGCAAAAGCUUCCGAAACGUACGAACAACUCGCACCAGUAUCAAUCAAAAACCUGGCAGAUCGACCGCAAACAGUUAA
Puccinia graminis f. sp. tritici CRL 75-36-700-3 is the source of this 192-nucleotide messenger RNA. RefSeq lists its product as uncharacterized. Lineage: Eukaryota; Fungi; Basidiomycota; Pucciniomycetes; Pucciniales; Pucciniaceae. The coding region runs from base 1 to 192 and encodes 63 amino acids. The transcript has 2 exons. The record is from RefSeq and is a predicted model, not a curated record.